CGUGUACCGGACAGGGGUCAGCCAAUGGUAAACAUGAACACAGCUUGGUUCUUCUGCAGAAACGGAGGUCCAGUAAUGAUGCAUUUUGAAUUUUUAGCUCAUUAAUAUGGAAAUGGAAAAUGAGAAGCAGAGUUCCGCUCCAGCUGAACCCAAACGAUUCAUUAUCCCUUCUCAGGAGGCAGAGGAAGCCCCAGUGCGUUCCCUUUUCCAGAGCUCAGUGGCAGCAUCGUCAGUCCCUGCGGCAACUAGAGACAGUUAUGCUGACUACAUCUUUCAGCAGGAAACCAAGGUUGCUGAACGAAAAGCUCCGAUUACAAAGGAGGGGCCAGGAGAAACUGCAAACUCCUCAACAGGACCAACCCCUGCAGUACUGACAAAGCCCACUGGAGGGAGAAGCUGCAUUGUGGUUAGCACGCGGCAGAGAGGAAACCCUCUACUCAAACACGUAAGAAACAUUCCCUGGGAAUUUGGGGACAUUGUACCAGAUUAUGUCCUAGGAGAUACCUGCUGUGCUCUCUUCUUAAGUUUGCGUUAUCACAAUCUCAAUCCUGAGUACAUUCAUACGCGCCUACGGCUCCUGGGCCAGUCCUUUGCUCUGCGCGUGCUUAUGGUACAGGUGGAUGUGAAAGACCCUCAUUUUGCUCUGAAGGAACUGGCAAAGAUCUGUAUCCUGUCCGACUGUACAUUAAUACUGAGCUGGAGCCCAGAGGAAGCUGCACGAUACCUGGAGACAUAUAAAUGCUACGAGCAGAAGCCGGCAGAUGCUCUGAAGGAGAAGGCGGAGAGGGACUUUAUUUCCAGGAUGACAGAUUGUCUCACGGCGGUGAAAUCCGUGAACAAGACAGACAGCUGCACUCUGCUAACAACAUUUGGUACUCUCGCAGAUCUAGCAAGCGCAUCUCGUGAAGAUUUGUCUCUCUGUCCUGGACUUGGUCCCCAAAAAAGGCAAGAGGAAGCCAGUGAAGGGAUUGGCAGAGAGGAGCAGCAGAUGAAGAGCGACGUGUAAGGAAGAUGAGUCUGGCAGAGGCAUUCAUUAUGGAUUGUAAAGGAGCUAGACAGCAGGUGGGGAGACCAGAGAGGACAACGUUGCAGUAAUCGAGGCGGGAAAGAAUGAGAGAGUGGAUUAAAAUCUUAGUUGUGUCUUGUGUAAAAAUCUAGAAAUCUCACUUUACCUGCCGGGCAGAAAGCACAGCAUUCAUUGUUAAUUUCAUAUUCUCCAACAUUACAUGACAAUGACAGCACGUUCAUUCCCCGAAGGAAAAAUAUGAUCUGCAAGAAAAUGAAACAUUUUUUGUUGAAAUUAUUCAAAUUUUAUUACGUUCGGCUUGUAUUAUAUUUAUCAUCUAAAAAAUAAAACUUUAAGUAUU
Molecule: messenger RNA, 1367 nt
Organism: Bombina bombina (fire-bellied toad)
Lineage: Eukaryota; Metazoa; Chordata; Amphibia; Anura; Bombinatoridae
Gene: ERCC1
Product: ERCC excision repair 1, endonuclease non-catalytic subunit
Exons: 10
Coding region: 107-1006 (299 amino acids)
Biological process (GO): UV-damage excision repair; nucleotide-excision repair; meiotic mismatch repair
Cellular component (GO): nucleotide-excision repair factor 1 complex; nucleus; ERCC4-ERCC1 complex
Molecular function (GO): damaged DNA binding; single-stranded DNA binding
Source: RefSeq, a predicted model, not a curated record